AUGGCUAGCGAGAACGCACAGCCUCCUGUGUCAUACUCUCGUCUACAAGAGCUCACGACUGCGGCAUGCGAACGAGCUCUUGGCUCCGUCACAUCGUACAACCACGCCUCGACCGAAGAGUGGAAUACGACCAUCAUCAACACCAUUCUCGGCACGCUAGUUGAAGAAACGACACCAUCCGCCGGCGAUGGAACACACGCUCAGCCUCCUUUCAAGUAUGUCGUCAACUCCACUAUCAUCCAACACGCUCCUAUCAGCUCGGGAGGGUCCACAGAUCCUUCGGUGACAGGCAGACGGGGCAUGCACGCCGCCAGUGGUGCAUUCUGGAGCAACGAGAAAGAUGGUAUGUGGAGCUAUAAAUAUUCGGCUGCCGAGAACAAGGGCCUCGACGUCGUUGUCGGCAUCAUUUGGAUAUACGUAGGUGAUCAAAGAUGA
This is a messenger RNA of Cyphellophora europaea CBS 101466, 435 nucleotides long. RefSeq lists its product as uncharacterized. The coding region runs from base 1 to 435 and encodes 144 amino acids. The transcript is spliced from 2 exons. Gene Ontology annotation, biological process: microtubule-based movement. Gene Ontology annotation, molecular function: dynein intermediate chain binding. The record is from RefSeq and is a predicted model, not a curated record. NCBI's taxonomy places the organism in Eukaryota, Fungi, Ascomycota, Eurotiomycetes, Chaetothyriales, Cyphellophoraceae. Gene Ontology annotation, cellular component: cytoplasm; cytoplasmic dynein complex.